This is a messenger RNA of Tauraco erythrolophus (red-crested turaco), 8948 nucleotides long. The record is from RefSeq and is a predicted model, not a curated record. Lineage: Eukaryota; Metazoa; Chordata; Aves; Musophagiformes; Musophagidae.
CAGCGACUCCAGCAGCAGCUCCAGAGUCGCCAGCGCGGUCGGUGCAGUCGACAGCCGUCCCAGCACCUGCGUCCCAGCUGCUUCCAUCUCUGGAGAAGGAUGAACCUCGGAAAAGUUUCGGGAUCAAGGUUCAAAAUCUUCCAGUGCGCUCAACAGACACAAGCCUUAAAGAUGGACUUUUCCACGAAUUCAAGAAGUAUGGAAAGGUGACGUCGGUGCAGAUUCACGGGGCUUCUGAGGAACGGUAUGGACUGGUGUUCUUCCGACAGCAGGAGGACCAGGAAAAAGCACUAAAUGCCUCAAAAGGAAAACUUUUCUUUGGCAUGCAGAUUGAAGUCACGGCCUGGAUAGGACCAGAAACAGAAAGCGAGAAUGAAUUUCGUCCUUUGGAUGAAAGGAUAGAUGAGUUUCACCCGAAAGCGACAAGAACCCUCUUCAUUGGCAACCUGGAGAAAACUACCACCUACCACGACCUCCGCAACAUAUUUCAGCGCUUUGGUGGGAUAGUGGAUAUCGACAUUAAGAAAGUGAACGGUGUUCCUCAGUAUGAAUUCCUGCAGUACUGUGAUAUUGCAAGCGUGUGUAAAGCAAUUAAGAAGAUGGAUGGGGAAUAUCUUGGAAAUAACCGGCUCAAGCUGGGUUUUGGAAAGAGCAUGCCUACAAACUGCGUGUGGUUAGAUGGUCUUUCUACAAACGUUACGGAUCAGUAUUUAACUCGACAUUUCUGCCGAUACGGGCCUGUGGUGAAGGUGGUGUUUGACCGCUUAAAAGGCAUGGCCCUGGUUCUCUACAAUGAGAUUGAAUAUGCACAAGCAGCUGUAAAAGAGACCAAGGGGAGGAAAAUCGGUGGGAAUAAAAUUAAGGUGGACUUUGCGAAUCGAGAAAGUCAGUUGGCGUUUUAUCAUUCCAUGGAGAAAACGGGUCAAGAUAUCAGAGACUUUUAUGAAAUGCUGGCAGAAAGAAGGGAUGAAAGAAGAGGAUCGUACGAAUAUGCCCCGGACCGUACUUACUACGAGACUGUUCGGACUCCAGGGACAUAUCCCGAAGAUCCUCGGCGAGAAUACCCAGCUCGAGGCAGGGAAUUUUACGCGGAGUGGGAUCCUUACCAAGGAGACUACUAUGACCCACGAUACUACGACGACCCGCGCGAGUACAGGGAUUACAGAGGCGAUCCAUACGAGCAAGACAUCAGGGAGUACAGUUACAGGCAACGGGAGCGGGAGAGGGAGCGGGAACGGUUCGAAUCUGAUCGGGACAGAGACCACGAACGGAGACCGAUUGAACGGAGCCAGAGUCCGACGCAUUCCAGGCGUCCGCAGAGCCCUGGGGCGUCUCCCUCGCAGUCGGAAAGGCUGCAGAGCGAUUCGGAGAGGAGGAUUUACAGCAGGUCAUCGGAUCGCAGCGGCAGCUGCAGUUCUCUGUCUCCUCCGCGAUACGACAAACUGGACAAAGCCCGCGUGGAACGUUACGGAAAAAACGAAAAAACAGAGAAGGAGCGGGCUUUCGACCAGGAGAGAGUCGACAAGGAGAAACGCUUGGUGAGAAAGGAGAAGCCGGAAAAACUAGAAAAGGAGAAAACCGAUAAGCAAAAACGAAAAGCGAAAAUCCAUUCGCCCAGCUCUCAGUCUUCGGAAACGGAUCAAGAGAAUGAGAGAGAGCCCAGCCCUGAAAAAUUGAAGGGUAACAGUAAACAAAGCAAAGAGAGAGGUGACAAAGAAGGGACAGCUAAAAACCGCCUGGAAUUAAUGCCCUGCGUCGUCUUGACCCGAGUGAAAGAAAAGGAAGGGAAAGUUAUUGAUCAGCCCGCUCUGGAGAAGCUGAGGGCAAAGCUCGAUAAUGACACUAUGAAGUCCCCGCUGCUUGAACAAAAACCACAGGCAUCUCAAGCUGAGCAAACCAAGUCCGACCAGUCUAAACUGGAACCUGUCAGAACCAAGGUACAAAAAGAGAAAGCCCUUGCCAGCCAUGUAGAAGUGGUGGAUAAGGAAGGAAAACUGAAACCCAAAAAGCACUUGAAGACAGAGCAAACUUCCGAGGGGGCCAACGCGGUAGAUUUAGACAAGUUGGAGGCUCGUAAAAGACGUUUUGCCGAUGCAAAUCUGAAGCCUGAGAGGCAAAAACUAGAAGCCAAAAGAAGCAGCCAGGAUGAGGAAGAUGCGCGCGUGGUUUUGAAAAAGCAGCUGGAUGCGACGGCUUCGUCUCGAGAAACGACGACCUCGAGGGAAGGAGAAUUGGAGAGAAAACCCCUGAGGAAGGAGAUGCUUAAAAGGGAAUCUAAAAAACUCAAACUGGAAAGACUCAUUCCUGUUACUAGUCCCAAAGAAAUUCAGGAGACCCUUAAUGUUGGUGGGAUUGGCAUGCGUCCCAGCCUAGAUCUGCAGGCGAGGCUCAUGGAGGCAGCUGAUGAGCCAGUGGAAGUUCAGGAGGUCUCUUCUAAAAAACCCAACCCAGUAAAAACCCAGCAUAAACAGGUACCGCUACUGGAUGAACAAGGAACAGAGAGAGAGGAUGCAAGGAAGAAUUACUCCGGUCUUCCUGAAGACACACCUGACCAUAAACUCGGCCAAGAGAAACCUCAGUCAGCUGAUACGGAGGAGAAAAUUGGCAUUGACAUUGACCACACGCAAAGCUACAGGAAACAAAUGGAGCAAAGUCGCAGGUUGAAACAGCAGCUGGAAAUGGAGAUUGCGAAGUCGGAGAAGUUCGGCAGUCCAAAGAAAGAUGUGGAUGAAUACGAAAGGCGGAGCUUGGUCCACGAGGUGGGAAAACCUCCGCAAGACGUCACCGACGACUCUCCACCGAGUAAAAGGAAAAAGACUGACCAGUUCGACUUCGAAAUUAGCACUAAAAGAGAAAGAAACUACAGAAGUUCUCGUCAGGUGAGUGAGGACUCCGAAAGGACGUCCUGUUCCCCAAGUAUCAGACACUUCCCUUUCCAUGAAGAUGACGACACGCUCGAUUCUCCGAGGCUGAUGCCAUUAAAGGAAACCAAAGAGUCGCCUAAAAUAGAAGAAAAGGGUCUUUCGUACUCCAACAUGACUGUGAGGGAGGACUCGCUGAAGUUUAAUCCUUACGACUCCAGCAGAAGGGAGCAGAUGGCGGAAAUGGCUAAAAUAAAACUAUCUGUGCUGAGUUCGGAAGAUGACUCCAGUAGGUGGGAAACCCAAGUGAAGCAGGAGCCUGGGAGAGUCGAUAUCAGCUUUCCAAGCAGCAUCGUCAAGAGAGACAGCAUACGCAAGCGAUCCGUCCGAGACCUGGAACCUGGGGAGGUGCCGUCAGACUCAGACGAUGACAGUGAAAACAAGCCCCAUUCCCCGAAAGCCUCGUCCUUGUUAGAGACUUCGAGGUUGUCUUUUUUAUUAAGGGACAGAGAAGAGAAGUUACGUGAAAGAGAGGAAAGACUGUCGAGUUCCUUGGAAAGAAACAAAUUUUACUCUUUUGCCUUGGACAAGACAAUCACACCAGACACAAAGGCCUUGCUUGAAAGAGCGAAAUCUCUCUCUUCGUCCAGAGAAGAAAACUGGUCCUUUCUAGAUUGGGAUUCAAGAUUUGCCAGUUUUAGAAACAAUAAAGACAAAGAGAAGGUUGACUCGGCUCCGAGACCUAUUCCAUCUUGGUAUAUGAAAAAGAAAAAAAUCAGGACCGAUUCAGAAGGUGGAAAACUGGACGAUAAGAAAGAAGAUCACAAAGAGGAGGAACAAGAGAGGCAGGAACUGUUCGCUUCUCGGUUUUUGCAUAGUUCCAUCUUUGAACAGGACUCCAAGCGCCUGCAGCAUUUGGAGAGGAAAGACGACGACCUUGACUUCAUUUCUGGUAGAUUGUACGGGAGACAGUCUUCCUCCGACGGGACUAACAGCGUGGCCGAGUUGGUGCAGGAGCCGGUAGUUCUCUUUCACAGCAGAUUCAUCGAACUGACGCGAAUGCAGCAGAAGGAAAAGGAGAAAGAUCAGAAACCAAAAGAAGUGGAAAAACAGGAAGAUAAAGAAAACCGGCCGAAAACGCCAGAAACGGUUCCUGAUAGUAAAGAACCGGAACAUAAAACUUCCUCGGUAGUCGCUCCGUCUUCGGUCGCUGUCCUGCCACAGGAAGCAGUGGUUGCUUCCGAGAAGGUCGCGAAUGAGAAGGUAGUGGUGGAAGCAGCUUCUGUAAAAGAAGAAAAACCAUCUGAACCUGCUUCUGCAGCGGAAGAACGAAAACCUUUUCCUGAACUUGCUGCUCCUGUCAAAAUCGAACCACCCGAGCAAACUGAAUCCCCGCCGGUCGUAGAAGCUAGUAAAGAAGUUGUUGCUACAACCCUGGCACCGGAGGAAGACGUUGUAGCAACUGAGCAUCCUUCAUACUUGGAUACCAAGCCUCCUACUCCGGGAGCUUCGUUUUCCCAAGGAGACAUCAGUGGAGACCCAGAACCUGAAGCUUCCCAGUUGAUUCCACCUCUGCCCAAGCUAGUUCAGAAGUCCGAUGAGGCUGCAGAACCUAAAGAAGAAAAUCCUUCACCUUCUGCCAACUCUGAUGUUAGUGCGAGUCAAAAGGCAGAGGUGGCUGCCGAGGUCCUGCCGCCGGUUUCCGACAACGAUAUGGAAGUCGAACCUCCGGUUGUCGUCAAAGACAAAAAGUCCUACAAGAGUAAACGCUCCAAGACUCCCGUGCAAUCGGCUGCAGCAAACGUCACGGAAAAGCCCGUCACGAGGAAGAGCGAAAGAAUUGACCGUGAAAAACUCAAAAGAUCGAGCUCUCCUCGUGGGGAGACGCAGAAGCUUUCCGAAUUGAAAGUGGAAGCGGAGAAGGUUUCAAGGAAUGCUGCUAAAUCCCCUAGUUCUGCUGCAGAGCCGGAAAACGUGGAGCCGAGCUUGCCGAUAGGCCGGACCAGGCGCAGAAACGUGAGGUCAGUCUACGCUACCACGGGGGACAACGAAGGCCCGUCUCCGGUGAAGGACUCCGUGGAGGUCACUAGAUCCACCAGGAAAAGAGGGGAAAAAGACCCGCAGGAAACAGUGGUAACCGUUCCUACGACCCCGAGGAGGGGAAGACCUCCGAAAACCCGCCGUAAGCCGGAGGAGGAGAUCUCUCCGAUAAAGACAGAACCGGUACAGCAAGAGGUGGUGGAGGAGGCUGAAACUAAAGAUGCUGUGGAAGCUCCUAAGCCUGCAGAAGGUUGGAGAUCUCCUAGAUCCCAGAAGCUAACGCACAGUCACUCAUCAGCUGCUCCCAGCCAGCAAGGAAAGAAAGGGAAGAACGAAUCGAAAGCCGAUACCCCGGUUGAAUCUGAAGAUGCUGCUGAAAGAAGCGGUCAAGAAUCGAGCGCCGGCGACAACAGCAAUAAAGCGAAAGCGACUGAGAAAGAGCCGGCGGCGAGCGAGCAGAAACGUGACAGGAAAGAACUGGAUGUGGAGAAAAACCAGCUAGAAAUCCCCACGGUUGAGAUCAUGGAGAAGAAGCCGGCACCAGAAAAGGUUACGAAAUCCAAAAGGGGAAGGUAUAAAAACACCAAAACGGUUGUGGAUAAAGCAUCCGUGUGUCUCAAAAAUGUAGAAAUACGCCUCAACGUGGACGAAGUCAAGGGCGCCUUGCGGCCGACCGAGGAGGAGGCGGAGCCGGCAGCCAUGUCGCCAGCCAAAAUGAAGAGCCCCCCAAAAGAGGACAUCUUGCCACCCCAUUUUGCUAAGAACGAGGUAGAAGAUUCAUUCCCAGAAACGGAAAAAGAGGUGACACGGGAACCAAAGCAGUCACCCGAAGCUGCCCAGUUAGCAAAACAGAUUGAACUGGAGCAGGCGGUGGAGAACAUCGCAAAACUCACCGAAACUCCUCCGUCCAUCGCUGCCUACAAGGAGCCGACGGCAGACGUGCCCGAAGUUCGUCAGGAGGAGGAAGGGGAUAAACCUGCGCAUCAGGCUAGCGAAACGGAGCUGGCAGCGGCCAUCGGCUCCAUCAUCAAUGACAUUUCGGGGGAGACGGAAAGUUUUCCUGCUCCCCCAACGUAUCCCGCAGAAUCGGAAGCCGAAAUCCCCGCGGAGCCUUUGGUGUUACCGUCACCUCGGGAGGAGAUGGAGCCCGAGACCGAUCAGGCGGUGAAUAAUAUCCUAGAAAGUGAGGCUGCCGUCGAACUGCAGCCGCUCCCUGGCUCUGCCCCCUCGGUGGUGGAGACGGAGAGCAAGGAGACCGAAGUCAGCUUCAGCGAGUCUUCCAACUCCGCGCAGGAGGCCGAGACCUUGCAGGAGACGGAAGUUGCUCGGAAGGAAAAAGGCCGUCAGAAAACCACGCGGCAGAGACGCAAAAGGAGCACGGGCAGAAAGGGCGACGCUGCCGAAGUCAACGCCUUCGAGCCGGAGAGGGUGCAGAGCAAGUCACCUCCCGCCAACGAAGUAAAGACGAAACCCGAGGAAGCCUCCAAGGAGGAGAAGCAAACUAAAACCGUGGCUCAGGCAUCCGUGGAGCCAAGUGCUUCCGACGCCGGCAAGGCCUCGGAUAUCGAUACGAACUCCAGCACUUUGAGGAAGAUACUCAUGGAGCCCAAGUACGUCUCAGCGACGAGCAUAACCUCAACGCACGUGACGACGACGCACGCCGAGCCGGUGAGUGCCCCUCGUUUGGAGGAGGCACCCCUCCACCCCGCCGUAGAGGCUAUAAAACCGGUUUCGGAGGAGAAGCCGGCAGUUCCCGUCACCAACUCCUUGGACCCGCCGGUGGCCGAAGCACCGGUGUUCGGUGAGAAGGAAAAGAUAAGCACCGUGAUUGCUCCCAAAGCUACUUCUGUGAUAAGCAGGAUGCCCCACAGCGUGGAUCUGGAGGAGGCUCCGAGGAUCACCUUGGUGAAGCAAGCUCCCCAAACCCAGACGUGUCUCGUCAACGCCCCCUCGCCGAAAUUCAAGCAGAGGUCAAGCACGAACGAUAACAGUAGGUUUCAUCCGGGAUCCAUGUCUAUUAUCGAGGAGAGGCCUGUAGAGACUGGCUCCAGUCCGGGGCUGCGGGUGAACACCUCGGAAGGCGUAGUGCUGCUGAGUUACUCGGGGCAGAAGACGGAAGGCCCUCAGCGAAUCAGUGCCAAGAUCAGCCAGAUUCCCCCAGCCAGCGCCGUCGACAUCGAGUUUCAGCAGUCCGUAUCCAAAUCCCAGAUUAAACAGGAACCCAUCACGCCAUCUCAGCCGACGCCGAAAGGCUCCCAGACCUCGGCGGGCUACGGGACUGUUUCCACCCAUUCUUCUUUGGUACUAGGAACGCAGCCUUACAACACGUCGCCCGUCAUCUCCUCCGUUAAACAGGAGCGCGCUGCGCUGGAGAAGUCCGACUCGUCCCACCUUUCUGGCCAGACUCCAGCGUCUCAGCCCAGUAAAGUCCUCACGCAGACCGUAAACACUCCACCCGUACUGGUCCACAACCAGAUGGUUGUGAACAAAAAACUGUCCGAUCCAGCUGCUCUCAAAGUGGAGACCAAGACUCUCCAACCCUCCAACUUGAGUCCCGGAGUCAGUCCUCACCACCCUUCCCUCUCUGGGAAGAUGCAUUCGGAAGCGAACCACGUCAGCUCAGGCCCCAGCACCCCAACUGACCGGGCUAUUUCCCACUUGGGGGUCACCAAGCAGGAGCCGCACUCGCCGCGUACCAGCGGGCACUCGCCGUCGCCGUUUCCGCGGGCUUGUCAUCCCGGCAGUACCUCGUCUCCGGCUUUAUCGAGCAGUACCCCGGUCAUGCUGGCGCCGGGAAUUCCUGUUCCUCAAUACAUGUCCAGCAUGCAUCCCGAGCAAUCUGUUAUCAUGCCCCCUCACAGCGUAACGCAGACUGUGUCCCUGGGCCAUCUGUCCCAAGGCGAGGUGAGGAUGAACACCCCUCCUCUCUCCGGCAUCCCUUACGGCAUCCGCCCGGAAGCGCUCCACUCCCCCCGAGCUGCUCUCCAACCCCAGAUAGAGAUCAAACCUCAGCGAUCCAGCACACCCCAGCCAGCUCCGAUACGGGACAUAGUCAUGCCUCCUCUGUCGUCUCAGCACGCUCCGGAGGAGGAGAUGCACUACCACCACACCACGGUGUGCCGGGGGCCAGCCCCCGUCCAGUCCGACGUGCUGGUGAUGCAACCGGAUUACCGCAUGCACGCCACGAGCAUCAGGCUCGACCAGUACAACGUCACCCGCGACGUCAGGAUGAUCAUGCACCCACACAUGGCCGCCGUGGGCGAGCACCACUCGGAAACGAGACAAUCCCGAACGCCCGAAGGGGCUGUGAAAACUCCUCCCGUCAGUAAGACCCCGCAGCCCGGAAAAGAGACGCCGAAAUCCUCCGAAGGCAAGAUGGCACACUCUCCUCACAGCGAAGCCCGGCUGCUCAGCGUCCCCUCCAGCAGCCAGCUGCCCGGACUGCCUUUGACGCAGCCGGUGGUGGUGCCGCACGGGGUGCAGAUCAUGCACCCCACCGGCAGCUCCUUCCACGAUUAUCGGUCCGUCUAUGGAGACAUGAGGAAUUACCAUACGGCGGCACAGCUUGGGCAUCCGCAGUUCCCGGGUGCCUCGCCGAUUGGGCUGCCUUCCCGGAGCAUGACCCCAUCUCAGGGUCUACCGGAGGGCGAACACUCGCACCCCAGCCAGCCAGUACGCAGCAAGACUCCUCAGAUCCCCCAGGAUCCCAAGGGCCCGCCGACAGCAGGACCCGAACAGAGUCACCACCCCACUGUAAAUAGGCAUGCGGCGCAGCUGGACCCUCACGUCCACCUUCAGAGGGCACAAGCGGACACGAGCCAGACCUCCUACCCUUCGCCCGUUGCCAUUUCCAUGAAACAGGAGCUUCCGUCGCCGCACCAACCUCAGGCGGUUCCCAAGCAAUCCAUGUUUAUCCCGACGACGUCGGGUCCCGGAGCACCUCCGGGAUUGCCCCUCAAUCGCCCUGAACCCCAGUCUGCUCUCAAACAAGAGCCGUCUCCUCACCCCGUUUCGCAGAGACCUGUGGAUAUGGUUCAGCUUCUGACG